Coregonus sp. 'balchen' is the source of this 1513-nucleotide messenger RNA. The record is from the annotation of a GenBank genome assembly. Lineage: Eukaryota; Metazoa; Chordata; Actinopteri; Salmoniformes; Salmonidae.
GCAACACUGCUGAACCCAGCUCCACCCCAGCCAACAAAUCCCUUAAUACAGAACAUUAUUGAUGGGAAUCUGAAGAAGCUGAAGAAACAGAUUAGAGACAAGGCCAUAAAUGGAUUGUACCAUUGUGCUGAGUGGAAAGAUAUCGUAAUCCCUUUUAAUUGCUGCUGUUGCAUCUGCAAAUGAAGAAAUAUGUACAUACCUUCUACAAGAGGGUGCUAACCCCAAUCAACCAUCAUACAAUCUUUGGACUCCUCUGGAUUAUGCCUUAAUGUCCAAAGCACCUGUCAAUACAGUGAGGGGACUGAUCGUAGCAAAAGCCAAACUAAAUGCUAUAGGACCAUUUGGCCUUACACCACUUGACAUUGCAGUGAAAGAUGAUAGAGAGGAUAUUGUGAGGAUACUGAUUCAUGCUGGUGCUCUUGUGCAAAUAAGACCUCUUAUACAGCCUAAUGAUGAGCAUAUUCAUACAAAUCUAGUCAAAAGAAUUCAUCACUUGGCACCAAACAAUAUUUUGUUUUCCAAAAUUCAACCUUUUGUAGAUUUUCAACUCCGUAUACUACAGCAGAAAUCCCCAACUGAGAUUUUCGACUGCUUCGACAAACACCUACUAGAGGAGAACCCUCAAAAAGCAUUUACUAUGAUUGAUUUGUGUUUUGACAAUGCGGAAUACCGCCAGACAAGCAUUAAAUGGCUGAGGGGCUCUAAUAAACUAGAUAUCUAUCUUGAAGAUGCACGCUCACGUCUGUCUAGAAUUCCUCAGGGAAUCCUGAAGUCAACAGUAGUAAGAAACUUGCAUUUAGUAGUAUGCACCGUGACAGAAAUACCCAACAAGGUAUCACUUACCAUAAUUCCUAAACUAGUGGAGCUGCUGUCUAGUGAGAAACUAAAUGCUGAUGUACGACAGUUGCUGUUAAUUGUUACAAUACUGUAUGUAAUCAUACGAAAGACAAAGAUGGCUGGAGCAAGUCCUCCUUUACAACAUUAUGCACAGUUUGAGUAAACUUCUGUCAGUGGAGAUCUAAGGUGAACCAGAUGUCAUUUAUUUUAAUAUACAUACCUGUACAUGUAUAUUAAAACAUGUAUACACUAACGCAAUAGAGUGGUAGUACCCUAUCCCCUGGCUGAGCUUGUAGAAGGCUCACAUACAGAGAGACUACACAAUUUACAGAUAUUGUUUUAUGUUGACAGCUGCUGUCUGAUUUGAUGAAUAAGAUGGAUGGCAAAAAGCCCUAUCCUGAGAACAUGUUGGGGUUACUAUGCUUCAUACGCAACCUACAUGAGCACUAGUAAGUAAGACUCAUGUUUUUCCCAGUACUCAAUGUUUUCAGUCUCUUACCAUUGAAGGUGGCUGAGUGUUUGUUUCUCCUUCUGCAGCGCUGAGGAUUUAGAAUCUGUUGACCUGAUGAAGAUGUUCCCUGAUCUCUUUGGAUGCAUCUACAUGUUAGCCAAGAAACAGGGCUGGAAUUCAAGGCCUGGUCUGAAAAACAUGUUUCAGAGAGAUCUAAGCUCAUGA